GGCCGGGGUGGAGCUGCCGCAGGGCCGCCCCGCGGGGCUCGGCCUCCCGCUCGCUGGGCUCCGCCUGGGGCUGACCCCAGGCAGGGAGGGCCUCGCUGUCCUCGUCACGCCUGCCCGGCGCCUUGGCCGGCCCCUGCCCCUCGUCCCCAGAGGCAGCCGCGUUGUCACCUCGUUGCCGGGAGGCAGUUGCCAUCCCCUCCGUUAACGGAGAGGCUUGGGUUCCUCAGAGACAAGCUGCGAGCUUCAGAGCAGCUUUUUUAAGGCUAGAUUGUGCGUUGGCUGCAAGGAUGUGGCGUCUCGGGUUUCCAUGCUCCUGGGGUUGUGCCAGCCUGGUGGUCAACAGCCACUGCUUAUAGACUUGGCAAACUCUUCUGCACCCUAUUUUCCUCCUACGCACAUGGGCAGCGAAGGUACAAGCAGCUCCCCAGCAAGUGGCUGAAGACAAAUUUGUAUUUGAUUUACCGGACUAUGAAAACAUCAACCAUGUAGUGGUCUUCAUGCUGGGAACUAUACCAUUUCCAGAAGGAAUGGGAGGAUCUGUCUAUUUUUGUUAUCCGGACCAGAAUGGGAUGGCAGUGUGGCAGCUGCUGGGGUUUGUCACUAAUGAGAAGCCAAGUGCCAUCUUCAAAAUUUCUGGUCUGAAAUCUGGGAAGGGAAGUCAACAUCCCUUUGGUGCCAUGAACCUCCCUCAGACGCCAACGGUGGCCCAGGUUGGAAUCUCAGUGGAACUGCUGGAGAAUCUGGCCCAGCAGACUCCUGUUGCAAGUGCUGCUGUCUCAUCAGUAGAUUCAUUCACAGAGUUCACUCAGAAGAUGUUGGAUAACUUCUAUAACUUUGCUUCCUCAUUUGCUGUUACUCAGGCACAGAUGACCCCCAAUCCUUCUGAAGCUUUCAUUCCUGCCAAUGUUGUUCUGAAAUGGUAUGAGAACUUCCAGAGACGUCUGACACAGAACCCACUCUUCUGGAAAACAUAAGCUUAAACCGUGUUAGUUGAAGUGAUUUCUGUUACCUGACAGAGAAGUAUCUGGCAACUUCACUGCAGAAUUAGGAGGAGGGAAACCGAAUCAGAAACAAACGAUUAGUCUGAACAGACCAACUUGUAACUUUUGUAUUGCUCCUGACAAUUAUUUAAAAUUAAAAUGUGUGAAAACUG
Molecule: messenger RNA, 1153 nt
Organism: Colius striatus (speckled mousebird)
Lineage: Eukaryota; Metazoa; Chordata; Aves; Coliiformes; Coliidae
Gene: HIKESHI
Product: heat shock protein nuclear import factor hikeshi
Exons: 6
Coding region: 498-974 (158 amino acids)
Biological process (GO): protein import into nucleus
Cellular component (GO): cytosol; nucleus
Molecular function (GO): nuclear import signal receptor activity; Hsp70 protein binding
Source: RefSeq, a predicted model, not a curated record